AUGAACCUCACCAACCUCAUCAAUACAAUUCCCCGCCCCCUCCUCAAACGUCGCCUCCACAUCCUCAUCGCAUCCCUCAUCGCUCUGACCUUCAUCCUCAUCAUCGCCCGACUAGCUACCCCAGGCACACCAGCAACUCGCACCAAUAUCUGGGGUAUAGCAGUGUGCCUCAAAGCCGCCCUCUUCCUCACCUACCAAAUCCUAACAACCUACAAAGUCCGCUACAAGCGAUGGGCCAGCCUCAAAGCCAACAUGAUCCUGGAUAUAAUCGACACGGUGUUCUGGUUCGCCUUGUUUAUUAUCAGUAUUAUGGGCGCGAACGGCGGACGUAGUGUCGCUAGUAAGGCGUUGGGUGCGUUUGUGGCUAUUUUGGCGUUGGUGUUGUGUGGUGUUGUAGGUCUAUUGUCGUAUCUUUGUGUCUUGGAUUAUCGGUAUUUCAAGGCUCAUGGGAGGGUUGAGACUUAUGGGAGUGAGGAAGUGAAGGGGGAGGUUGUUUAA
Messenger RNA from Aspergillus tubingensis, 498 nucleotides. RefSeq lists its product as uncharacterized. NCBI's taxonomy places the organism in Eukaryota, Fungi, Ascomycota, Eurotiomycetes, Eurotiales, Aspergillaceae. Bases 1 to 498 code for a protein of 165 amino acids. The record is from RefSeq and is a predicted model, not a curated record. The transcript has 3 exons.